ACAAUUCCUACACGUCAAUUUCUACGCGAAACAAAGGAAGGCUUAGAGCCUCAGUGAUGUCAUCGCAGUAGAGCUAGUUAAGGACCACUUGCGAGCAGUACAACGAAUCUAUGAAUCGCGCGCGAUUCGUAUCGCAUCAUGAGGAGGGGAGUCAGGGCCUUGGGAGAGCAAGGAAGCCACCUCUUCGACCAAAAUUCGAAGAUCAUCCAGUUGGGUCGAUCAGCCCGGGUCGAAGAAGCCGUCAAUGUCUUCUCCAGUAUGGCCCAGAAGAACACCGUGACGUACAACUCCAUGAUCUCUGUUUAUGCCAAAAACGGGAGGAUCCACGAUGCCCGGAAGCUGUUCGACGGAAUGCCGCGGCGGAACUUGGUUUCCUGGAACACCAUGAUUGCCGGGUACCUGCAUAAUGAUCAGGGCGAGGAAGCUUAUCAGUUGUUCGAGAGAAUGCGUAAUAGGAACUGUCGUACGUGGACUUUGGUUAUAACGUGCUUUAUGCGGAGUGGGCAGCUCGAGAGAGCGAGGAAGCUGUUUGAUUUGGUUCCCGAUAAGCAAGAUGUGGUUUUGUGGAAUGCCAUGAUAGCAGGUUAUGCAAAGAAGGGUAAAUUCGAAGAAGCGAAGCUACUUUUUAAUGAGAUGCCGGUUAAGAACUUAGUUUCAUGGAAUUCAGUGCUUGCGGGGUAUACAAAGAAUCAGGAAAUGCGUUUGGCAUUACAGUUUUUUGAUGAAAUGGUGGAUAGAGACAUUGUGUCAUGUAAUUUAAUGCUAGAUGGAUUUGUUCAGCUGGGUGACAUAGACUCUGCUUGGGGCUUCUUUACAAGGAUUCCAGACCCUAAUGUUGUUUCUUGGGUGACUAUUUUAUGUGGGUUGAUGCAAAAUGGUAGGGUUCUGGAGGCCAGGGGACUCUUUGACAAGAUGCCUAGUAGGAAUACCGUUUCAUGGAAUGCAAUGAUUGCGGGGUAUAUCAAUAACUGUCAAAUGGAUGAUGCCAUGAGCCUGUUUAUGAAAAUGCCAGAAAGAGACUCUGUGUCAUGGACGACUGUGAUUAAUGGAUAUGUUCGCAUUGGUAAUCUUGACAAAGCAAGAAACCUUUUGGAAGAAAUGCCCUUAAAAAAUAUUGCAUCCCAAACUGCAAUGAUACAUGGGUAUGUGGAAAGUCGAAGAAUUGAUGAAGCUGGUCAAUUAUUCCAUCAGAUUGAAACCCGUGACCUUGUUUGUUGGAACACCAUGAUUGCAGGAUAUGCUCAAGUUGGAAGGAUGCACGAAGCCUUGGACCUGUUCAAUCAAAUGUCAAAGAAAGAUGCAGUAACGUGGAAUACUAUGAUUGCGGGUUAUGCUCAAUCUAGAGAAAUGGAAAGUGCAGUUGCAAUAUUUAGGGAGAUGAAAGAGAAAAACAUAGUUUCAUGGAAUUCUUUAAUAACAGGCUUCCUUCAAAACAAUUUAUAUUUGGAUGCUCUGAAGAGCUUCGUGUGCAUGUGUAAGACGGGAAUGAAGCCUGAUCAUUCAACCUUUGCAUGUGGACUCAGUGCUAGUGCCCAUCUUGCUGCAGUACAGAUGGGCAAGCAGCUUCACCAACUUGUAAUAAAAAGUGGUUAUGUUGGAGAUGUGUUUGUUUGCAAUUCCUUGAUUGCCAUGUAUUCUAAAUGUGGACAUAUGAUGUUCGCUCAACUUGUGUUUGAAAGUACGGACAAUCCUGAUGUUAUCUCUUGGAAUUCCCUGAUCACUGGAUAUGCUUGGAAUGGUCAAGGAAGUGAAGCUGUUGCACUCUUUGAUCAGAUGCUUCUGGAAGGGGUUACUCCUGACGAGGUGACCUUUAUCGGAGUUUUGUCUGCUUGCAGUCAUCGCAACCUGAUUGAUGAGGGAACAAAAUACUUCAGAAAAAUGACGGAACUGUUCGCCAUCAAACCUCUAGCUGAACACUAUUCUUGCAUGGUGGAUUUGUUCUCUCGAGCAGGAAAAUUUGAAGAAGCAUUUCAAAUUGCUUGUGAUACAAAGACUAAAGAAAAUGCUGGAUUGUGGGGUGCACUGCUCGGAGCUUGUCGGAAGCACCAGAAUCUAAAACUUGCCAAAUUAGCAGCUGAGAAGCUCUCAGAACUUGAAUCUGAUAAAACAUCGAACUAUGUACUCACAUCCAACAUAAAUGCCGAGGUAGGCAAUUGGGAUGAAGCGGAGAAAGCAAGGAUAUCGAUAAUGGGGAGUGGAGCAGAAAAGCAAGCUGGCUGUAGCUGGAUCGAAUUGAAAAAUCAGGUUCAUAUAUUUGUAUCCAAUGAUCAAGCGCUUCCCAAACUACAAGAGAUCUACACAACAUUGAACUCCUUAACUGCAAAGACUUUUGUCACAUGUGUGGCAUAAAAGGCAGAGUCCUUCAAAUUUUCCGUACCUCUAACAUUUUACAGGAAAAUGGAUUAUUGAUCAUUCUGUUGCUUAUAAUUAUUAACAUCCCAUACUUGCCAAACUGUAUAGUACUUUACUAACUUGUACAUUUGCAAGUGUUCUUUCUUUUGUUAUGCGAGAUUGUACAUUUGCAAGUUGACAUCUGAUUUUUCUGCUGUUGAGAAGCCUUC
Molecule: messenger RNA, 2561 nt
Organism: Rhodamnia argentea
Lineage: Eukaryota; Viridiplantae; Streptophyta; Magnoliopsida; Myrtales; Myrtaceae
Product: pentatricopeptide repeat-containing protein At2g35030, mitochondrial-like
Exons: 1
Coding region: 139-2349 (736 amino acids)
Biological process (GO): RNA modification
Molecular function (GO): protein binding; RNA binding
Source: RefSeq, a predicted model, not a curated record